AUGGCGGGCAAGAAGGACUUCACGGUGCGCGAGGAGCUGCAGCAGCAGGACGUGGAGCGCUGGCUGGGCUUCAUCACCUUCCUGUGCGAGGUCUUCGGCACCAUGCGCAGCAGCACGGGCGAGCCCUUCCGCGUGCUCGUGUGCCCCAUCUACACCUGCCUCAGGGAGCUCUUGCAAUCUCAGGAUGUGAAGGAAGACGCUGUCCUUUGCUGCUCCAUGGAGCUGCAGAGCACAGGCCGGCUGCUGGAGGAGCAGCUGCCCGAGAUGAUGACAGAGCUCCUGGCCAGCGCCCGGGACAAGAUGCUGUGCCCCUCGGAGUCCAUGCUGACCCGGUCGCUGCUCCUGGAGGUCAUCGAGCUCCACGCCAACAGCUGGAACCCUCUGACGCCCCCCAUCACGCAGUACUACAACAGAACCAUCCAGAAACUGACAGCCUGACAGCCAGGGGGCCUGGCGGGCGGCCCGCGGGCAGCUGGGGCCCUGGUGCGCAGGGCCAGAUGGACAGGCGGGAGGACAGGGGUGGCCCUGGCUGGAGGAAGAAGCGGGGAGGAAGGCAGGCAGCGUCAGUGGCCAGUCUGGAGCCAGACGGGGAAGGGAUGGAAUCCCUGAGAGGAGCCCCCGCACGAGCCCCCAGCCCGAGCAUGCGGCAGCUCACGCCAAUAAGGGAAGCAUGUUUCUUUUCCUGGUGGCCCUGGCCCUCCCUCCUCACUCCCGCCUCCCCCCAGACCCGUCCCCGCAGAGCUUUGUGCGAGGGAUUUCAUGUCUGACUCCGCUCGGCCGGGUACCGCUUGGGUCAGAAAGGACCUCAGAAGGCUGAAAAACUGGGUCGGAGACGGGGCUCGCAUUGUUCCCUCAUGCUGUCAGCCGUAGUCGCCAACUGGCAGCAGGCGACGUGUAGCAGAUGUCCGGGAGGACAAAGGCAGGCACGGUCCCCACCAGCCGCCCCCCGCAAUCCGCGGCCUUUGUCAGCUGAGGCUGAGCUUUUCUCUAACCUUCACGCUGCCCCCUCCCGCCUCCUCCCCGCAGCCCCCAGCCCCGGGCCCAGGGGGUCGGGGGCAGCGGGGGAGAUGGAGUUUGCAGUUCUACUCGCGCACUCUUUUGUUUACUGUGUUUUAUUUUUUCAAAAGUCGGUUGCUUUGAAGUCUCCUCUCUCGGUGAAAAUGCCCGCGAUGUGAUCACACAGUCAGCACCGCGAGGACCCCCGGAUUAGUGGGAGAUCAAACCCGGCCCCCUCUGGAAGGAUUCUAGCCACAGACAGCUUGCCAGUAGCCAAUUAGGGUAAUUGGAAACUUCUGCCCCGGCAGGGGUCCCUCCCGGCUGGAAUCCUGUGUUCCUGGCCACUGGGACCACAGUGAGCCCAGUCCUGGCCCCUCGGGCCUCGUGGGGAACAGGGCACAAAAGCUGGUGAAUUAAAACCACAGCGCUAGGUGGUGUUUCCCGCUCCACUCUCGGGUCUCACUGGGGAGAAGGGUGAGGUGGGAGCCGCCCGGCUGUCCGGGACCUCCAGGUUUAGCUAAUGCUGUGUCCCUGUCCUAGCCUCAGUGACAGGGUGCAGAAGCCCAGCCCGCCCACGGCGGUUGGGGAAGGGGCGAAUCCACCCAGUCAUGACAGGGACAGUCAGUGGCCUGGUGGGGCUGCCAGAUGGAGCUUUCCAGGCUGGGGUUGCUUGAGAGGCCCCGUCCUGGGGAGCAGCCCCUUUUGUGAGGGCUCAAGAGCAGGACGCGGGGCAGCUCUGUGAGGCUGGCUUCCGAUCGUAACAGGUGUCUGCGCAGCUCCAUCUCCGGGGUCUGGGGCACACACUUUGAUGAACCCCCCAAAAUGUCAGAGGCCAGCCACCUCCUUCUUUGCUCCUUUGUUGAGGCUGGUCGUGCCCUGGGUCACGAUGGGGCCCCUCCUGGUGUGCUCAGACCAGCUGGCUGGGAGGGGAGGGGCGGGGAGGGUCUCCCCUUGCUGAUUCUGAGAGAGCAGGCGGGUGGGGUGCCGCUUCCCCACUUCUCCCAGGUCUGGCCCCAGUGUUGGAGCCUGGGCCAGCCCCCCGAGAGAGCCUGUGGGGGACGGGGUGAUGGGGAGCAGGUUUACCUGAAACAGGUCUGUGGCCUCUGCCACAGAGCCCGAGCUGCCCCUGGCCCCCGCUCUGCCCACCUCUCCCCCACGUCUUUCUUCACUCGCUUCCUCAAGCUUCUGCCUCCUGCCUCUGCUCCUCGGGCUCCAUGCAGGCCCAGCCCGGGGCCCAGGGACCCCAGACGCCCAGCGAGAGGCCUUGAGGGGAGAGGGGCUGGCGCGAGGGUGCUCACAGAGGGCACCAGGGGUCACGCUCUCGCGGUCAGGCAGCCCAGCCGGGCACGCCGCCCUCUGCGAGCCCUGCUCCCCCCCAGAGGGUGUGCGGGGUGUGCCUGCAUCUGCCGAGAGGCCUGCGAGCGGCCCCUCGCCCUGCCGCGGCCCGGAGAACGAGCCUCUUGCAGGGAGCUCCCAAACACUGUGCGGGGGGCUGGCGCCUCGCAGAAGCGGCGACAGGGCCGUGGACGCCCCGAGGCCUGACGCCCCUUCCUCCUCGCGCCCUCCUUGGUGGCCUUGCCCCAGGGCCGCCCUCCCUGGCUGUUAGGAGUGUGGAGAAGUGAGAUAUAAAUAUGUACACAUAUAUAAAUAUAUUUUUAACUACGUGUCGUGUCACGGUGGCUCCAGGCGUACGGUUCGCCUAGUUUGUUCCAUUGCUUGAAAGCGCUUCCUGGCCAACCCGAACAACACUUCGAGCCGUUUUUCUAAAUACGCAGGUCGCUGCUCGUUUCUCAGACGUGGAAGGAAAACGUUGGAAAAAAAAAAAAAAAAAAAACAUUUUUUCUUUCUUGUCCAGAAACAACAGCAAAGCCUAAAAUUUGAGGCUCCGAGGCAGCUCCCCAGGGGAGACCACUCAGACAGGACCUGGGGGCAGAAGCGGGUGCCCCGCACACCCGCCCCCGCCCUGUGAAGAGUGAGGGCGGCCGUGCCCACGCCGACCUCCCAGUGUGUUCGCUGGGAGGCAGAGCUGGACGUUGCGUUUCUGAGGCUCUGGUGUCCUCCCCACUUGCCCACAGUGCUUGGCGCGUGGAGGAGGUCUGCCCGGCCAUCUGAUGUCGAUCCUGUCCCGGUCGCUCCCCCCUGCCUGUCAGGAUGAGUUAGUCAUUGUUUUCCUCUGCGGCGGCCGGCUUGCCACAGCGCUGCUCCCCACGGCCCGGUGGCUUUGCCUGCGCUCUGGGCCGCAGCCCCCGGGGAGGCUCCCAGCUUGCCCUGGACGAGGCCGGGAGCCCCACGUCCCCCGGUGGGGAGUGUGCCCCCUCACCCCCACUUCCGUCUGCUUGUCCUUCCUCGAUCAGUCUGUAAACCUUCACGGUUUGGGGUUCGUCCUGUCCGUCAUGUAAAUGUAAAUGUUGGCCGAGUCGCUAUUUAUUCUAAUUUUUAUUUUAUUUUAUUUUACUUUCUCCGAGGGAUGCGGUGGGGGGGUGUGGGAACUGUACCGCGGAGCGGGCCUGGCAGCUGGAGGGGCGGGGGCCGCCACCGGAGCAGCCCCCUCCCCCCCCCCAUGGGGCCGCCCCAGACGCCAGCAGCCAAGUCCCGGUCUGUUAUCCGGCAUCAGACACCGGCCAGCGCUCCUGGUCCCACGGCCUCCCGGGGCCACCCGGGGAGUCGAGUCCCCCGCUGCCGCCGAGCUCUCUGUUGGGAAACCUCUGGCAGGGCCUCUGAGGACGAGGGUCAGAGAGAAGACGGCUUUCCCGUGCCCGGGACACUUGCGCGGAAGGGCUGGCCGCCGCCCCUGCGCCCGCUGGGAGCUGGACAGCAGGACCCGCCUCCCUGCAGCAGGGCCGGGGCCUCCCGCCAGAACUGCAGCGGACUCCUGCUCGCGCGCCCGCCUUCCCUCCGUCGUCCGUGUGUCCUGCUUUCCAGCUGAGCCCAAACUGCAAUCGGGUUUAACAAAAUAAACACCACCAAAAAACCAAAAAAGGC
Molecule: messenger RNA, 3978 nt
Organism: Microcebus murinus (gray mouse lemur)
Lineage: Eukaryota; Metazoa; Chordata; Mammalia; Primates; Cheirogaleidae
Source: RefSeq, a predicted model, not a curated record